ACUCACGCCGCAUGACGCCCUCAUCCUCGCCGCAGAAAAGACCCCAGGUCAACAAGCAGAGUUGGGACUAUAUCCUGCGCAGCGGUUUGGCUGGUGGUAUAGCCGGAUGCGCCACGGUAGUGGGCCCGCUGGACCGCGUCAAGAUCCUCUUCCAGGCUUCCNNAAGUCCUCAAUAUGCAAAGUACACGGGUUCAUGGUUUGGCUUCUUCCGAGCCAUGCGCGACAUUCAAACCAACGAGGGCACGCGAGGCCUCUUUCGCGGCCAUUCUGCAACCUUGCUCCGUAUCUUCCCCUACGCCGGUAUCAAGUUCCUCGCCUAUGAGCAGAUCCGCGCCGCCAUCAUCCCGACAAAAGACAAAGAGACGCCCAUACGCCGACUUCUAAGUGGCAGCUUGGCCGGCACUAUCUCCGUCUGCUUCACCUACCCGCUCGAAGUUAUCCGUGUGCGACUGGCUUUUGAGACAAAAACACACCACAAGACUAGUCUAAGAGAAAUCUGCAAAACAAUCUACCACGAACACCCACCACCCGUCGGCUCAGCCACCCAGCAUGUAGACACGUCCUCGAUUACGCGUGCCGCUACCUCGUCAAUAUCCGCUACCUCUGCUGCCUUGACCAAGGCAACUCCUGCCUCGGGCAUGGUCAAUUUCUUCAGAGGCUUCACACCCACCCUCUGGGGCAUGCUCCCAUAUGCCGGCUGCUCCUUCCUCACUCAUGACACAGCCGGCGACCUGAUGCGACAUCCACGCAUAGCAAAGUACACUACACUUCCCGCAUCCGAGUCAUCUACAAAGCGCGAUCCCAACAAGCCUGUGCCGCUAAAAUACUGGGCCGAGCUCGCAACUGGUGGAUUUGCUGGUUUCGUAUCGCAAACCGUCUCAUACCCACUAGAAGUCAUACGAAGACGCAUGCAAGUAGGUGGUGUGGUUGGUGAUGGCCACCGUCUGGGCAUGAUGGAAGUCGCUGGACGCAUCUACCGCGACACUGGCUUCAAGGGCUUCUUUGUAGGUCUAGGUGUCGGUUACAUCAAAGUCAUUCCCAUGGUCGCCACCAGUUUCUUUGCCUAUGAGAGGGCCAAGCUAGCACUUGGCAUU
This is a messenger RNA of Aureobasidium musti, 1094 nucleotides long. Lineage: Eukaryota; Fungi; Ascomycota; Dothideomycetes; Dothideales; Saccotheciaceae. The record is from the annotation of a GenBank genome assembly.